Molecule: messenger RNA, 285 nt
Organism: Aspergillus pseudonomiae
Lineage: Eukaryota; Fungi; Ascomycota; Eurotiomycetes; Eurotiales; Aspergillaceae
Exons: 4
Coding region: 1-285 (94 amino acids)
Source: RefSeq, a predicted model, not a curated record
AUGGAUUACCGUGGUGAUACACGUACUAGUAACGUCCACCGUCCUCGGGCCACGACGACUCCUUUCUUGCGCUCCUGGAAAGCCAAUCCUUCCUUCCCUCUUCUGACGCUUUUCUUCGCCAUCCCAGAAUCAUCAUCAACCAGCUUCUCUUUCGUUGAAGCUCUAUCUUUCUUCCACUCGUUUAUUUAUCUUGGAAUCCCACCCCUCUUUCAACUCUUCGCGACUUUGCGCUACUGUUAUCUGACAAUCUUUCAAUGUGUUCCACUUGGGUAUACCGAUACCUGA